Messenger RNA from Diorhabda carinulata, 21135 nucleotides. It is a transcript of the gene shaker, whose product is annotated as potassium voltage-gated channel protein Shaker. Gene Ontology annotation, molecular function: delayed rectifier potassium channel activity; protein binding. The transcript has 9 exons. Gene Ontology annotation, cellular component: membrane; voltage-gated potassium channel complex. The record is from RefSeq and is a predicted model, not a curated record. The coding region runs from base 414 to 2063 and encodes 549 amino acids. Lineage: Eukaryota; Metazoa; Arthropoda; Insecta; Coleoptera; Chrysomelidae. Gene Ontology annotation, biological process: potassium ion transmembrane transport; protein homooligomerization.
AGUGCAGUGCACUGGCCGCUUCGCGAUGCGUCUAAUUUUCUGUUCUUGUCGACGUCGACGCUAGCGUUCGUCUUCGCCACCGCGCCGCGCGUCUGCACCUGUUGGCUGUUGGCGAACAACCGGCUCUCUGAAGAUGUCCCGAAAACCAUUGCUGGAUUCUGUAGACAGCAGGAAAAAAAGACUCUCCGCCGUUAUAUUUAACCAGUGCUUAUGAAAAGACUGUUCCUCGACGUCAAUUUUUUUAAAUUUUCGAUUCUUGCUCAAGAUAGUUAAAAUUGAUUCUUCCAUUAGAAAAAUAAGUUUCAAAAUGUUCUACCAAUCUAUCGAGAACACCUUUCGACAUAUGAGGGUUUGUUGCCAAUUGGCAGGAAUUUUCUUCUGACGAGUGAAGUUGGUGAUGAUCUGCAGACAUCAUGACGAUGUGGCAAAGUGGGAUGGGGGGCCACGGGGGGAAGAACAACGCUUGGAUGAAACUCAUGGGCAUUGUCCACAAAGAGAGGCGUCAUCAUGAUUCAGGGCCUGCUUCUACUGAUAGGACUUUGAGCCAGUCGCUGCCCAAGCUCAGCAGCCAGGAAGAGGACGGGCACACCCCCCACACUCAAUUUACUGGUGUAGCCCAUUUUGAGCCUAUCCCGCAUGAUCACGAUUUUUGUGAGAGGGUUGUGAUAAACGUCAGCGGCCUCCGGUUCGAAACGCAACUGAGGACGCUAAACCAGUUUCCCGAUACUCUACUGGGUGAUCCAGCACGUCGUAUCCGUUAUUUCGACCCCCUUCGCAAUGAAUACUUCUUCGACAGAAAUCGCCCAUCCUUCGACGCCAUCCUUUAUUACUACCAGAGUGGAGGCCGUUUACGUAGGCCCGUUAACGUACCACUCGACGUAUUUUCUGAAGAAAUCAAAUUCUAUGAGCUGGGGGAAUUGGCAAUCAACAAAUUUAGGGAAGAUGAAGGGUUCAUCAAAGAAGAGGAAAAGCCUUUGCCAUCUCACGAGUUUCAGCGUAACGUAUGGCUGCUGUUCGAAUAUCCAGAAUCGUCCCAGGCGGCGAGAGUGGUUGCCAUCAUAUCAGUUUUCGUUAUCCUUUUGUCCAUCGUCAUUUUUUGCCUGGAAACGCUGCCUGAAUUCAAGCACUACAAAGUGUUCAAUACAACUACCAACGGCACCAAGAUAGAAGAGGACGAAGUGCCCGAUAUUACGGACCCGUUCUUCCUCAUCGAAACCAUUUGCAUUAUUUGGUUUACGUUCGAAUUAUCCGUGCGCUUCCUUGCGUGUCCUAAUAAGUUACAUUUUUUUCGAGACGUUAUGAAUUUUAUCGAUAUUAUCGCCAUCAUUCCGUAUUUUAUUACUUUGGCUACUGUCGUGGCGGAAGAAGAAGAUACUCUGAAUUUACCGCGUGCACCUGUCAGCCCGCAAGACAAGAGCACCAAUCAGGCCAUGUCGUUGGCCAUUCUGCGUGUUAUUCGACUUGUGCGAGUCUUCCGAAUCUUCAAACUCAGCCGGCACAGCAAAGGACUCCAAAUUCUCGGACGAACACUUAAGGCCAGCAUGCGCGAAUUAGGCUUGCUCAUAUUCUUUUUGUUUAUAGGUGUCGUGCUGUUCUCUAGUGCUGUCUACUUCGCAGAAGCCGGUUCCGAGAAUUCCUUCUUCAAGUCUAUCCCAGACGCGUUCUGGUGGGCAGUGGUCACCAUGACGACCGUGGGCUACGGCGACAUGACGCCAGUUGGAGUCUGGGGGAAGAUCGUGGGAUCACUUUGUGCGAUUGCUGGUGUUCUAACCAUUGCAUUGCCAGUGCCUGUUAUAGUGUCAAAUUUCAAUUACUUCUAUCAUCGUGAAACGGAUCAAGAGGAAAUGCAGUCGCAGAACUUCAAUCAUGUGACGAGCUGCCCAUACUUGCCAGGCACUCUGGGACAGCAUAUGAAGAAAAGUUCGUUAAGUGAGUCUUCGAGUGACUUGGUCGAACUAGAAGAGGGACUGAUGGUGACACGUGAUCAACUGUCCCAAAAACAGAACUGCAAUCCGCGUCACAACAACAACAUCAACGCCAUGAGCAUCGAGACUGAUGUUUGACUACGAGUGACGGAUACGCUGCGCCUAGAACCGCCAGGCUUUAUUUCCCGUUGCCCAAGCUGCUGUCCCUUACGCGACAUUCGACAUCCAUUCUUUCCAUUCUUGCCUUCUCUUCCAUCGUUAUCUGCUUCAUCAGACGCAGAAUCAAUUAUAACAUCAAGAGCUACAAACCGAAGAAGAAGAAGAAGGAGGAGGAGGAGGAGAAGGAGAAGACGAAGACGAGUAAUAGAAGCAACAACUCGCGUAAUAUUACCUUCAAGAUUUAGAAUCACUUAUCGCGAGUGUUUGUGCGCAGUGAUCCGUACAUUAUUUGGACUGUUACAUAAAAUUCCUAGAACCUUUACUCGGUACUUUUGUACAAGCAUUACGAUUGUUUUUGGGUGAGAUAUCCUGCCAAAAAAUAUUACAUAAUUACAUAAUAAAUACCUAUAGAUAAUAAAUAAUUUUUAAUGAUAACGAUUGAGUAACAUCACUAUUUGGCUAUCGGCGAAAAAAUAUUUGUUUUUUUGCAGAUGUGGUUCACAAUCACACCUAUUAUAGCAGACAGACAUAUUUAAUAAAAAUUAAUCCACGGUAAUCCAAUCAAACUAACCACAAAUCUAUUUAUAAACAUCAUAUUCAUGAUAACAAUAUAUUUAUUUAAAUUUUAUUUCUUUAUUUAAACUUAUUUUUAUACGGAGGUUCAUUUGAACUCAGUUGCUUCUACUUGCAAAAUAAUGAUUCCAAUUAAAUCACUAAACAAAUUUUCUCAUAAGCAGUACCUACUAAAAAGUAUGAUAACUUCUAGAACCAUUUGUUGGUAAUAAAAGUAUGUCUAUUUUCACAUUUUUCAAAUUGUUAACGUGUACUUAUUAUUACUUAUAAGUAUCACGUACCGAUAUGAACAUUGUUCAUAUUUAUUAUUUAUAAUAAUGCUAGGGUCACGAUUUAAAAAAAAUACGUUAAAUACUUCCUAUCUUUCGAAUUUGGUAACGACAAUGUCAAUUCUUACAACAAAGCAAGGACGGUCCCAGUAGCUAGAACAAGUACUAAAACUAGUAAUUGAUGUAAAUUUGAGUUUUUUCAAGUUGUUACACACAUUUUAGUGUUUUGGAAUGAUUGAAUAAAAUAGCAACGGUUGUUGUAUUAGAUUAGAUCUUUUCUUUCCGCAUUUUGAGUAUGUGAAGAAUUAUCUAAUAUUGUAUAUGAAUAGACUAGUAUUGGAAAAUUUGUUGAGUUCAACAAUUGACAUCCCGUAGAAAAACACGCGAUGCUUCAUUGGUUUUAUUGGCCAAGUAAGAUCAAUAACAUCUUGCACAAAUUUCAUGAGGUCCAACGAGAUACUAUGCCUCUGCUAUUUUGAAUUAAAUUCCUAUUUAACUGAAAUCAACUCUCCUGUCUAGACGUGUCCAGUCCCCUAGAAUCUGAUUCUAUUCUAUUUACUGAAAGACUUACUUGAUCUAGUACUAAAUAAUUAAGAUUACAUAGUUUCAUUAACUAAAUUAUACCUACUGCUUUCAGUACUUUCACUGGUUAAUGAAGCCGUGUAAAUCCUUCUCAAGAGUAAGGAGAUUUGAAUUUGUGAGAACAAAUGGACGCAACUUGGAGGGAUUUUUUCACAUUGUUCAAUAUAUUACUAAGCACGUUACUAACUUUACUUAAUCUUAUUUUAUCUCGUGGACUUUUCUGCAUUUCUUUGUUCGUUUCUAAAGCUACUUUCUAUUCUUCUGCAAAUUGUUUCAAAUAACACAGAAAGUUUGGCCUGUGAUAUAUUCUGUAUUCUAAUGUUAAAUGGUAUUGUUUAUACCAGUUUCGUACAAUAUGAUGUACUUUAGUUUCAACGUCAUCCUAACAGUUAACUGCGCAAUCUAAAGAUUGCAGUAAAAACAAGAAAAUAAAGGAUUUAGCUAAUCGAAACAAUCAGAUUCACUCAGAAUAUUCUGUCUCAUAUCUAUUCUUCACCACUUUCUUCGGUCUAUUAAUUAUUAAUUAAUUAAUAAUUAAUUAUUAAUAUAAACAUAUUUUCUUUGGGUGCCCUCUUUUUCUUUUCUCUCCUUCUCCUCCCUCCAGCACCAUUUCCGCAAAUUUCGGCUGUAAUCACCUUGCUCUUUGUGUUCUAAAUAUUUGGGCUAUUCUAGGCUUCUUAAAUAUCAUCAUCAGUUCUGUGUUCUCUUCUCCAGAUUCCUUAUGCCAUUUUGACACCGCCAUAUAUUUUCCUUAGAAUUUCUCUUUCCAUAUUUCUAGUUUACUCUUGUAUUUUUUUGACAUUAUCCAUGUUUCUCAUACAAUAAGAUUUUUUGCCCUCAGUAUUUUGGAUAACGAUACUACCACUCUGUUACUAUUCAUUCUCAUCUACCUAAUUUUUUUCUAGAUUUGUAGAUGUUACAGUAACUCCUAGAAAAUCAACUUAUAUCAAAUUAUCUUUGUUUCCACUUGUUAUCCAUUUAGUAUAUUUGCUAGUUGCUCCCAUCUAUGACCUCAGAGCGCAUCUCCAUUUAUUUAGUUUUCUCUUAAUUUAUUUGUAAGCUAAAAUUACUAAUAACCUAUUUCAUUUUUCUCUUCGAUCUUGUUAGUUGCACUAUGUCAUCGGCAUAUGCAAUGCACUGUGCAUUAUGGUGAAAGAUGGAGUCUGUUAUUUUUAUGUUAUUUUGUCUCAUCUCUAUUUCUAAUAUAUUAAAUCAUUUCGUAAAAAGAAUAUAUCCUCUUCUAUUAUUUCUAUUAUUUGAAUUGGUCAAUGUCAUUUUAAUGAGAAUUCUCAAGUUUUUGGUAUUCCUACCUUUUCAAAUGCCUUAUCCAGUUUAUUUUAUAAUAUGGAAUAUACAGAAUCACAAAGUAGCGUCUGUCAUUUUAACUAAAUUUAUUUUAUUAGAAGGAAUGUUGAAUGCAGAAAAUUAUUAUUGAACAGAUACCAGAAACGACUGAAAAUUCACAGAUUAGUAUUAACAUUUUCCAAUCUGUUACUUUUAAAAAUUAUAUUAUAUUAAGCAUAACCUAAAAUAGAAGCAUAUAGAAAAUAAUGACAUGAAACAAAUCUUAACGUUCUGUUAUCGCUGUGAUAAACUAUCUACCAGCCGUCGAUAAAAAAUUUUUAUCAAUUCUUUAAACAUUUUAUUACAUUUCUUAACUUCAGAUUAUAUAUAAUUAUAUUCUUGUGGACAUCAUUAAUUUCACAGAUGAAGUCUGUAAUAUAUAUUCUAUAUAUUUUAGAAGAUAGGAAAAUUAUGGAAACAAUAUAUUUGCACAAAAUUCAUGGAGUAUUUUAUUCAUUAUUCUCGUAAUUAGCAUGAAAAAAUAAGAAAGAAAAAAUUAAUUGGAGAUUAAAAUAUAUAAUUUCCAUUUGAAAUGUUAAUUUUAAAUAUCUGACUUACCAAGCUCCCCGACACUUGCGACAAUAUGUAAGUACUGACUCUGGCAAAAUAAAAACAAUAAGAAGCUGUAGGUCGAUGAAGCUCAUUAUAAUUGUUUUAUUCAUGAGUCCCACUAUCUACCCUGAGAGACUAAUUGACUAUUUAAAACUUAUGGAAAAGCUUAUUCAUGUUUGUAUAUUUUGCAUUGUAAAUUCCAAUUUUAAAUUAAAAAACUAAUUUUUAUUAUUCUUCAAACAAUAGCUGCUGAAAAUGUUUUAUUGCAUUUAAUCAACAACUUUAUACAGGUCAAAGCACUGAUUAGUUCGAAUCAGAGGAAAAUAUAAUUUCACUUUAUAAUAGUAAGUUAUAAUAGGUGUUUGAAAUGUAAUUUGCUAAAAAGGUUCUUAAUCUCAAUUUCUGAUUUGCUUCAAAAUAUUUUUGAUAGUAUUAUUGCCGAAUAAAAUAUUUCUGAUUAUGUUUAGAAAUGUGUCUUGUCUGCUACAAAUUCAUCUCAUAGAUCAGUUUUUGUUAAAAAGUACAGUAUACCGCCACCACUACUAAAUAAAUUCCUAAAGUUGAACCGAAAUCAACUGUAAUGUCUAAUUUGUGAAAUUGAACCAUGUCAGCAAUAAAUACGUCAUGUCGAUAGCUAGUUAGCCCGCCAGAUGGCGUUUGCGAUGAAAGCUGUGUAGUGCUCACACCGAACUUUUCAUUAGUUACCAGCACUGUUUUAAGUGCUUGUAUUUUUGGGCUGUGUGAAGCUUAAUACCUAGGGUUGGAUUAGCUUUAGCCCUUGUUACAUAUCCACCCGCGUAGACGAUAUGGCCGCGCGUGUGCCCCCGUAGAGCGCCAUUUUUUGUAGUUUUGAAAUUUCUAUUUAAUCGAAAUGACAAAUAAUUAAUUCAUAUUAAAUUGGCUGAAUUUUGUGAUUAACUAAAUUAAAAUUUAUUUUCAAUAUUUCAAAUACUGAAGUUACAAUUUAUAUGAAAGAUAAUUUAAUAGAAUUUGUUCGGCUUUUAAAAAGGUAAUAACAAUAACUUCUCGAGAAUAUCAGACAUAUUCGUAUGUUUAGAUUGUAGCCUUCACUUUCCAAUAAACUAAGACAUUACGCAUCAAAAAAAUCACAAUAUUCUAAUUCUGCAAUAACAAGGCUUCGAAUAUUAUCUCAAUUUUUUCGAGCAUCAGUGAAUGAGGAACAAUAUUCAUGAAAAAUAUUCAAAACACCGUAUAUCAAACUUUUUACCAUUCCUUUCAUGCAUAAUCACAAUCACACACCGAACAUUGCCUUUUAAAUGUCCAAGUGAAUGUGCUGUUACAGGAGUGAGGAAUUCCUAGUACAUUGUUACUUAGAAUGUUGUUUUUUUUGAUAAUUUUGGCCGAUUUCGACAACUCAUUCAAAUUUGAUACGAUUCGAAUGGCAUUCGCGUCAAUCGAUUUGACAUGAAGGUGAACAUAACUCCCUCACUCACAGCAUUUUUAAAGAAACCUUCUCUGUUUGUUACGUAUUACACAUAAAUCAUUGUUCAAACUUUCUCUGUACCCAGAUGGAGCCACAGAAACGAUUUCGUGUUCUAUUUGUGAAUCGAUAUUCACAUGAUAUAGAUACUUUUUAAUCAAUUGAAGCUGAUGUUGAUAUAAUCUUCAUAUACCUGUUUCUCUAAAAACAAAAUACUUACACCAUAUAGUUUCAUAGACUGCUACUCAAAUUCUCCCCAUCAAAUGGAAAAUUGCAAAACAUCUAAUCGCUUCUUUAAGAACGAGAUUCUAAUUUUUCGUAAACCGUUUUAUAUUCGUGUAUUCCUAUUAUUUUUACAUUUUUUGCAUUUCAAUUAUCGAAAGAAAAAAGAAAUAUUACUUUUAGAUUCUUUUUUUGAAAAUUUGGAUAUUCAAAAGGAACAGAAUUCAUUUCAAAUUCGUAUAAAACAAUUAUAAUUUAUUUCAAUCCUUGUAAGAGAUUCUAAAGCUAUUUAAAUUGAUUGGUCUAUUGAAAUUUUCGAAAUAAUUUGAAUCAGUGAAGUUUUUUAUUCAACUAGUGAGCUUUUCACUAUCCAUAUUCAUAUCCAAUAUGGAAAUUCACUAAAUUUAUAGCAAAUAUGGAAACAGAGAAAAUAAUGAAAUUAUUAAAGAAUGAGUGGAUAAAUAUUACAUGUGGUAACGAUAUCAGAAAGUAGGAAAGACAAGCUAAGAACGUUGAACUGAAACCAAAAAUGUAUAAUAAAAGGUUUACAUAACACAAAUAUACAACAGGUCAAAUAGAGGCUAUAAUUUUUUAUGUCGAACAAAAAAUCACAAAUAUUUCGAUACAACAUUGGAAGUCAUGUAUGGGAAAAAGAACAAGAUGAAAUGAUAUUAAUUAUAUAAUAUAAGAACCAUAAUUCAAACAUUUCUGGGCUUAUAUACUCAUUUUGGUUAUGAAAUAAUAAAUAUAAAAUAACUCUAGAUUCUAUGGAAAACUAAAACAGAAUGCGCUAAUCAGAUUAGAAACAUAUAUUUUUUGUUAGUAUUCUAACCGAAAAAUUCCAAAUUCAACGGUUUCUAUCAAUGUAGAAAUAUUUAUCAUGAAGAUUCUCAUUGUAUAUAAUUUUAUAGAGGAAAUGAUUAAAAGAAAGUGCAGGAUAAACAACGAUUAAACUUGGCAACCGUGUACUACCGUCUUUAUGUUCUGCAGAACUGGAAGAUCAAUAAAUUCCAACUCAAACCACACUGAGAAAAAUAACAUGAAACUAUCGUUACCAUCAAUAAAAUGUGAAUUUAACAACAUAUCCAGAUAUAAAGACAAAUUGAAUCAAAACCUUGAUAAAAGUAUCAACUGACAAACUGAUAUAUACGUAUUGUAUAAAGUUCUAUAAUUUUUGAAGAGGAUUUAUUUCUAAAUGUACUCGUAUCGCUAGUUCCACUUAGGUAGACAUUUAAUUCAUCUACUUAUUACUAUUAUCUAUACCACGAGCUUACCAUUCCAUCAUAAUUUGGACACAAUUCAGCAUAAUCGAUUUAUAGAAGCCAGAACUGCUAAAUUAUUUAAAUAUGGAAAAAAAUACCGUAUAAUAAUUGGUGCCAAAGACAUAUUGAUCCAUGAAAGGAAUAAUAAAACAAUUGAAAACAGAAGUAAAUUCUGUUUUGUUCGUAGUGAACGUCAAUAUUAUUGAUGUGCAGAAUUUGUAUUUGGAAAUCAACGGUGAAAAAAAUAUGAACCUCAUAGAGAAAAUAACAAUUGUAGUCUUAGGAUUUAACUUGUUCCUCGAAGAAGUUGCUUUAACUAGUCUAUACUCGUUUCUUUACUAGUUUGAUUUAAUGUUGAAUAAAUUUUUUUAACAAAAUAUGCUUUUUACUACUUGCUUUCAAACUCUGGCUUUACUGGCUUUUGUUGAGGGCUAUAAAUUAUUAAUUAUAAAUCUAAAUAGAAAAAUAGAGAGCUUGAUUAGAAGUAGGUCUGAAUCCAUUUGGCAGAUUUCAUUUGUUGCUUCCAAAAUAAUUUCAAAACAAAUUUCUCUCGAUACGUAAAAAACGUUUUAUCUUUUAAAAAAUGUGACAAAUUUGAAACAAUUAGGAAGAUUAAAAUUUUCUCUAAUGCUAAGCACGGAUUUUAUCAUCAAUAUUUGGAACACCAAGUUGAUAUCUUAUUCGCUUGAGAGAUCAUGAAAAUGAACUAGCAAUAUAUUUUCUGACGCCUUGGAUUAUUUUUUUCUCAUGCCAUUUUUAUAUGGAAUGUAUAAAGUGUAAGUAUUUUUCUGGUAAUAGUCUCCCUUCCUUGACUUGAACUAUGAUUUCAGGAGAAGUACAACCAGUAGAAUUUCACAUAUUUUAUUCAAAUUCUUCAGUUCAAAAAAUAUUUUUACCAGUAGUGAAAAAAAUGUUGUAUGACUCAAGAGCCCAUGGUUGAGAAGUGUAUCAAUGUCUCAGAACUAUUACUUUUCUACCUCAGCGCAUAAUUUUUGUCCCAUAUUUGUUAAAAGUCAAAUAAUUAACACAUUUAUUCAUCCAAAAGAUUUUCAUGACGAGUCUUGUAUGUACUCGAUACAAGGUAAAGUAGUCUAUAUUCAUAUACACUGGUUGAUUCGAUCGCUAACAACUUAUUUUAUGUCAGUGGUAUACUUUUAACACAGAAAUUGACAUUUUAGUUCAUAAAUAAAAAAAUAUCUGAUAAGUAGAACCCGAUAUGGAUCCGUAAGCAUGCAUCUGAUAUACCUUUGGUUAGUAAAACAUUGGUUUUCUUCAACAGACAUAGAUUCUUUUUCCAGCAUUACUUUCGCCAUACGAAUUUGAUUGUUAAUAAUUCCAAUGGUUUCAGUUUUAUUCGAAAAUAUGUUCAUCAAGCAAUAGGGUCGAAAUAAGAGCUCACGGCCAAUUUCUCCAUCUGCUUCAAAGUUCUUCACUAAUAAGUAUUAUAAUUUCUCUUCUGGAUUCCCUUUAUCUAUCAACGCUUAUGGCUUCACAAUGCUCCUAAUUUUCUUUCAAGUCCAUAUCAAACAUAUGGACUCCGUAUAAAAAAUACAUAUUUUUUUCAUUAUUUUGCGAUAAAAUUAUACCACACAUGGGGAACGGAAACUGAACAACAUAUAUCAUAUAUAUCAUUAAAUAAAUCUGUUCCUCAGGUUACAAUGAUAAUAGGUAUUGCGGGAGCCUACAGGAAGGCUGAACUGACGUUCCUACGAAAAGGAGACAUAUUUGAUGAAGGCACCUUCUUAAAAAUUACAAUUCCAGAAAGCAAAUUUGUCACUGUUACUGCUGGAAAUAUUGCUGGGGUCAAUGUUAUUGACCUCCUCAAAAAGUAUAGAAAUAUUAGACCUCCUGCUGUCAGGCAAGCCAGCUUUUUUGUGCGGUAUUAUAUUGUAAAAUGUGGCAUACAACCCGUCAGCAUAAAUAUCAUUGGAAAAUUACCAGCAAAAGUUGUUCAGUACCUGGGUCUACCUAUUGUUAAACGAUACACAGGACAUUGUUUCAGACGCUCGUCAGCGUCUCUCCGGGCAGAAUCAGGUGCGGACAUUCUGAAAAUAAAGCAACACGGAGGAUUGAAAUCUAACAGAGUAGCCGAAAAUUAUAUUUAGAGUUCAUUAGAAAAUAACGGAAGAACUUCAGAAAACACUGGACAAGAAGUUCAAGAGAAUAUUCACCAAGAAAAUAGACUUACUUUAAAUAAUUGUGUUUUUAAUAACGUUGUCGUCAAUGUUUAUAAACCUUAAAAUAGUAGUGAAUUUAAAUAAUGAGUUAAUUGUCAGUUCAAACAAUGAAAUAUUUGUCAGUUUUUACAGUAAUUAAGAAAUUAUUAUUUGAAAAUUGAAUAGUUACGUAAAGUCUUUACAUAACUAGUUUUCAUAAUUAAUAUACGAAGGUUAUGAAAAAUUUUUAGCGGAAUUAGAUAAAAAAAUUAUUUAACAUUCAAAAGGCUCGAACAAAAACGUUACUACUUACUGCAUAUAUAUUGAAACACAACUUACAACUACUUCUAAUUAAAUUUUUUAUUGUCGCUAUUUGAAAUUUUGAAUUAGAUUUAUAAUACGUACAAAAAAGGAAGCAAUGGACAAUUUGAAUUAUUCAUAACUACAUGGUAUAUGGAGAAUUAUAAAUUUUGCUCAUAUUUCCUAGAACAAUUUUAGGUAAUGAAAUUAUUCAUACCUACAUGGUAUAUGGAGAAUUAUAUAUUUUGCUCAUAUUUCCUAGAACUAUUUUAGGUAAUGACAUUUCCAUUUUUACUUAGAAGUAAAUUUGGAAUAAAAGAUGUGAAUGCUAGUAUAUCAAUCAUAUUAAAUAAAAAAAAAACAGAACGCGACAUCAAAAUAAGUCUCUCCUUUGUACUAUACAUAUACAAGGAUUGUCCCACCAAUUAUCCAAAUAAUAUUGAAAUUAAACUAAAAUUAAAUAUUUUCUAAAUGUAAAAUACUUUUCUUCUCGGCUUAAGCUGAUGCUUUUUUAUGGGAUUAAGUCUUCUUGUUCUUUCUCAAUCAUUUUUUCAUACUUUUCUAUACCUGGUUACUCUUUUCUCAUUCUUCUUUUCUUUAAUUUCUAUAUUUGACAAAUUCUAUUGAACCCAUUUUUGAAUAGAUCCGGUGCGUUUCCUUUUUCAAAGCUUAAGAUUUACAUGUUUAGGUGAGAGAAUCAAAGUUUAUAUGUGUUUUUAGGAAUGAUAAAAUAUGGUGUAAUGUUGGUAUUUCUGUGAGAUAUAAGUGAUGAGAAGAGGCAGAAAAUUUAGUUGAAUAAGACAAUGAUAACUACUGGGAUAUAUAGGAAAAACAUUAUUAUCGUAGCUUUUUUGACAGUUCUUUUGUCGCGGUUUUCUGUACGCUUUUUUCUUGAUUCAUUUAUUCAAAUAUUUUCCUAUGUAAGUGUUGUUGGUUAGCCUGAUACCUGAACAUUGGAUUGGGACAGUUUUUCUAUGAUUUGUUCCUCUAUUAAUCAAAUUUAUUGCAUUUCUAAUCUUCUCUUUGUUUUUCAAAUUAUUCUUCCACCUCUAUUUGGUGUUAACUGUAUUUUCUUAUCUCAUUCUCAUUAUCUAUGUCAAAUGAAAUAUUUCUUUUGCAUUUUAUUAACUUAAAUUGAACUAAAAAUAUUAAUAUUAACUAAAAAUAAAAAAUGGAAUCAUAGAGACAUUAUCAAUCUUUUUCUUAGGAAAUACUUGGGGCGUAUAAAACAUGCUACUAAUUUUUCAAAGAAGUUUAUUGUAUUAAUUUUCCAUUUUUUAAAAUUUAAUCUAUUUCUCACUUGCUGAUCCUAUCGUUAUUGUAUUUAUUCUUAUCCAACAAUAUUUUUUUGCAAUAUUACACAAGAAAUGUUUCAAAAAGCCAAUUAUAUUAUGUAUAAAAAUUAGAAAUUAUGUGGGCAGUUAUUUAUAAUAUCACAUUGUACAUAUAUUAUAAUCGAUACAAGCAAAUUUUCAUAUAAAAAGAUUGUGAUAUCGCAAGUUUUGAAAACAUUGUCCUGCUUGAACACAGUAGGUACCUAGUUCUUCUUACUAUCUAUAUUUAUAUAUACUCUAAUCUAAUUUUUUUGGACUUUUAAGCAUCUGCUCUAUUAGAAAAUUCAUAGGAUCAAGAUAGUAAAUACUAUUACUAAACUUUUUUGGCGUGUAGCAUUCUUUAUAAUAAUAGCUUCGUUAGAAAUAGAUCAAAAUGGUAAACUUUGAGAAAUUAAUCUAGAAAUAAUAGUGUACUUACAUAGAAUAAAAAUGAAUUGUUAUCGUGAUACCAGAAAAAUAGAAUGUCGAUUUAUAUAAUCUAAUAAUUUCGCAAUCAAGAUUUAUUGAAGUCUUAAUUCAAACUCAGUUUUAACUAACACCACCGCUGUUACAACAUUAGAGUUAUAUCAAGCCUAUAUUUAAACAAUUCCUCUUAGGAGAGACUAGGUAUACCAUGUUAAUUAGAAUUAAUAAAAAGCAAAGAAUAUGCUACUUUUUGACAUACUUAGGGAAUUCUAACUUAUUUUAUUCUAUAAUUUCAACAAUUUGAAUUAUUCAAUUCAAACGAACGGUAACUGAUAAGAAAUUUGGGAAAUUUGCAAAUUCAUAGUUAAAAAACUAAAUUAACGAACAGAAACUUCGAAGUAUGACUUUCCAUAUUUAACUAAUUACUAGAAUAAUUUUACAGCUUAUUAUAAGGAAUAAGUAAUAAUCAUAAAUCAUAGUAAUUCGGGUAAUAGAAUUAGAAUUGAAUCAACUCCAACAGUUGAAAGAGGAUUUGUUAACUUUGUCACAGUAAUGAACAGUUUCCUCCUGGCAUAGCAUAAGAUAUCGGAGGAAAGACUGAAAAAGAUUUACAACGUGGAAAUUAUAGGUGUGUACAAAUUUGAAGUUCGUGGAACAACAAUAUUCAUGUAAUCAGAUAAUACAGUGACAUGUAGGUAACUCAUUGAUGUUUGUUUUAUGAUCCAUCUUCUUCAGAUAGGGCAACCUCUCACGUCUCUUAUUGUUGAUCCUACAAUGUUUUUAUUACAUCCAUCAAGUAAGUACUAUACUGUUUGAUAAAUUUAGGUUGUUUUGUUUUGUAAGGUGGGAUAUAUGAUGAGGUCUAAAAGAAAAGCGUUUUCAAUCUAAAAUUAACAGUUUUUUUUUCAAUUCUCUCAGGUAAAGAACUUUAAAUUAACCUUAGGCUUCGAAGUUUCAAUCUAUUAUUUGGAAUUAAUGAUUUAUGUUUUCAGAGAUGAGACGAAACUUGCGAUAUACACAGUAACAAAGAAUUUCCAAAACAAAAUGGCGCUCUACAUUCCCAGUCGGGCAAUCAAAGAUCCGCACUCGCUCGGUCUUCGCAAUAUAUCACUAUUUAAAUCGAAUUCGAAUGCUAAUAAUCAGUACUGUGUAGAUAAUCAAUAAUCAAAAAUAAACACCGAAAAUGAUUUACCAACGAUGCAAACUACGAAGACAAUAAUAGUGGAAGAUGGUAUUUAAAAUCUAUUUUACUUGUGUUUUUUUUUAAACAGAAUAUUUUUGUUCUGACAAAAUGUAUAAAGGUCUAACAUAUGUUUGUAAAGAAAAAUUAGUUUAUACGUCAUAUAUUUGAUAAUCGAUGAGAUGUUUGCUAGAGUUAUAUCCAAUACUUUUGUAUGCAAUGAAGUUUAUUUGUUUCGAAAAGUACACAAGACAAAAGAAAAAAAAUAUUGAAUAAAAAAGUUAAAUCAUGAAUUGGUAGAGAAUAGGUGGACUUAGAGAAAAAGAAACGAACCUAUUAUAUGCUUCUUUUAAACGGAGACAUGAAGAGAUUAUGAUGGAAAUAUUGUAGCUGCUUUGUGGUAAGCACAGAUCACCUAUAUUUAGACGAAUCACCACAAUGUUAUUUGAUCAAUCCAAAUUGAGUCAACUGGGGGUCUCAACAUGAACUAUUAAUAUUACAUAUUUCAUAAAUUACUAGAAAAUUUAAUUUUUUAUGAUGCGUAAUAUAAAUUAUUUGAUGGCUGAUCAUAACGCUACCUCACAUUAAAUUCUCAAAUUGAAGUUGAUAAUAUUAAUAGAUUCGCAAUGUCAUACACAACAUUUAUUGAAAGUCAUUUCAAAAAAUGAACAACAAUAUUUAAUCAUCAAGAAAAACUGUACAAUCCAGUUUUGUGUCAAAUUCACAAAUUUCUCAUCUACAUAAUAUGCCGGCAGAUGCGUCUUGGGCUCUGAAUUACAAUUAGAAGAUUGAUUAACCUUAUGCCAUCUGUGUAGGACAUCUAUAAAAUAGGUGGUUUGUGAUGGCGAAAGCACUAGGUGGUAGCCUCGUGCUUACCAGUAAAAUGCUGCGUUGAACUCGUUGCAUUUCAUUUUUUAACUAGCCUGGAUAGAAUCUUCGGUUUCUUCAUAAACUUACAUAAAUAACAUCAAGAUUUUGUCCAGACAUAGAAAUGGCUUUUUAUAUAUCAGCUUCAAUUUUCGAUAUACAUGUGCACUAGUGGAAAGCAUUACAAAACUGAAUAUAUUCUUUUAAAAGCAAAUAAAAAUGGUCUAUAUAUGAUUUUGUUUAAUAAGUAACUUAAAGCUUCUAAGCUCCACCCCUCAUCUGCUAUCAUAUAACCUUCCAAUCUAACCUUAUAUCGCUCCUCCAAUGCACUAAUUUCUUGGUGGAAUCUUUCUAGUCUAGAGAAAAGUUUUAACGACGAAUUGACAGUUUUAGAAAAAAAAAUUAGAAUUGAUUGCUUUUCAAGGUUAAUUAUUUAAAAAUAAAAUCAACUGAACAAAAUUUUCAAUUUAAUUUUAAUUGAUUAGCAUAAGAGAAUAUCAAAAGAACAAAAAAAAGUUGGCAAAUCGAAAAAGUGACUCCAUCCAACUUGGUAAAAAAGGAACUAUUUCGUAUUUUUUUGUGUUAAAGGUAUUUAUUCAAAUAUAUAGAUUAUUACACUAAUAAUAGUUAUUAUUAUACUUAACAUAACAUAACAUUAUAAUCAAAAUUAAACACUUAUGACUUCUACAAUAGAAGUACAAAAAUAAUUUAAUUUUAAUGAGAGGGAUGUACUUGAUAGAUUGACAGCAAAUUAUCAAUAUUUGGCUUUAUUGUUGUAAAGAAUAACCGCAAAUCUUCGCAAUAAGAAGCUUUUACACAAAUCCUCACAGUCCAGGAUAUUUUUUGGGUAUUUCUACCAGUAGCCGAAAUUUUUUAUAACCUCUUUUAAAUGUCACUUCCAGCUCCUCAUUAAUGCUGAGCUCCAGUAUUUCCUCUUGUCAUAUCACAUUCUCCACUUCCAUUUUAUCAAAUGGAUUUAUGAUCCAUGGUGGUAUUUCCAUCGGCAAAAUAUCUUCAAAUCUGAUUUUAAAAUCAUCAUGCAGUGCAAUCAAAUGUCAAAUCUAUGUCUCAAUGCAUUCUACCUCCUUCAAGUUUGAAAACUGAGAAUAUUCUCAUAGACAAAUAUUUUCCUUCAUAAAUGUCAAUUUACCAAGAAAGCUGAAAUUAUCCUCUUUGCUUUUCUUAAAUUGAGAUUGUUCCCUUAUGAUAGUGAGUGGAGGUCAUUAAUUUUUUUGCACAAAUCUGUCAAAUACGUAUUGUCAAAAAGUAAAAAAAAUCGAUAAACAUUCACCUUUCGAGUACCAGCGUACUUUAGUAUGCAACAGCAAUCGUUGAAAGUCUUCAUCGUUUUCAUCGCACAAUUGUGGAAAUAAGCGCGUAUUCAAUAGAUUGCUUCUUAUUUUGCAUUAAUCACAAAUUAAAACGAUUGGAGCAAUCUAUCACACACAUUUUUCGCUAGUAGAUGUUGUCAGUGGAUAACACAGCUCCUUGACAUUUGGAUUUAUAUUGGUGAAGAAUCAAACAAGUUCAGGCAAGAUUGCAACCACAUAUAACACGUAUAUAUAUAUAUAUAUAUAUAUAUAUAUAUAUAUAUAUAUAUAUAUAUAUAUAUAUAUAUAUAUAUAAGUCGUAUUAAGCUGCACGUUUGAACAAGCGUUGCGGACGGGACGGAGGUUAGCGCAGAAACGGCAUGUCUCGACGCCUUGUAUGAAUAUGUAACGUUCAAGUAAAUGUCGAUGAGCUUCUUAAAAUAUUAUCUGCCGAUAGGAGAAGUGAAGCCAAUAUUUUACCACUGUUUACGAUUUUGGACACCCAUUUUUUGUCACACCCAACGUAGACACUCAUCGAGUCUCCCGUAGACCCCUGUUGGUCCCUGGAUCACUUUGGGAAUCACGGGCUUAGAUUAUAUCGAGGAAAAUUGCUAGAGCAUCUAUUGUUCGAAAUAUUUUAUAGAUUAUUUGAUGGCAUUGAUUGAUAAAUGAAUCUUCAAAACUAAACUAAAUGAAAUUUCUUUUGGUAAUGGACUGAUUUUGUGAAAUAGGUUUUAUAAAAUUAAGAAGAUGUAUGAAGAAGUUAUGAAAUCUUGAACUGAAACGUUUUACUUUAAUUCAUUGAUCUAAGUGUCAAGCUAGGUUACAGUAUCAACCAAUAAAGAGAAUAUUUACUUUUUAAAUUAAUAACCUAUUCACAACAACUUCAUUGGAUACAAAAAUAAAUUGAACUGAAUUCUCAUUCGAUUCAAAAAUAUGGUUUGUAAAUAUUGUAAUAUACAGAACAAACUAAUUAAAAAUAUCAGUCCUAUAAUCAACGUAUUUUAAAUUUUGUAUUUGUUUCACGUGAAAAGAUUUUUCAAAAUAAUUUUUAAAUGUUGUGUUUAAUUAAUUAAUAAUUCAAGCACUAAGCAUUUCUCUAUAAUUAAGAAAAUAUCGUGUGUCUGUGAAUUUAGUUUACGUGGAGUUUGAAUAAGAAGAAAUUGAGUUCUGUUUCAGGAAAUUUAAAAAAUUAAUCUCAUGCUUUUAUAAUGGCAACGUACCAAUUUUUGGAUUGUAUUUUUUCCAUUUUAAUUGUUAUAAUCAAACUAAAUAAGAAAAUAUGAACUUAUUGACCGAUUUCGAUAAUUUUUUAGAAGUGUGGAUUACUGAAAUUCAAUUUUAGCACUUAUUAGGUUUACUAGAUCAAGUCUGGAAAACUGGAGAGUUUCUUUACUUUCAUGCUAUUGAUUAUUCAAUAAUAAACAAAAUUAUGAGAUGUACUAUUGUAUUACAUUUCUCUUUAUUAUAAACUGAAAAAAGCCCCAAAUAUAUAGAUUUUUAAACUUGUAGUCCAUUUCAUUGGGUUCCAAAUCGUUAUUUUUAAUAAAAUUAGAAUCUUUUUUAGACAAUAAGUCUAGUAUGUAGUCUAGACUAGUAAGAACCAUAAUUAAAAAGUAUUUUAAUGAUACUUGAAACCAAAUAAUUAGAAUAGUAUAGUUUCCGUGAGAAUAAAUUCCAAAUUCAAAUUUUGUUUGAAAUUGAAAUUACCAAUGAAAAAGAAUAUUUUUUUAUGCAAUAUUCUCAAAAUUUAUGAAUCAACUAAUUUAAACACUUGGGUGUCAUAUUCAACUCAUUAAUUUCUUAUUCACUCCUAACGUAAUCAUUUUGUCGACACAUUGUAUAUAACGCUACAUACUAAUUAAAUAGCUUUAAUGGAUAUUCGAUAACAAAUUUAAUUGUAAAUAAUUCUAUUUUUGUAUUUCUUAUAAAAGAGACUUCUAAAAUAAUCUAAUAUAACCUUUAACUUUCAGUUUUCUCUGUUUACUUCAACGUGUCUUCCUUGUUUCUCAAAAUUGUUCGUUUCUCAGUAAGCAUCAAGGAAUUUAUUAUAUAUAAUAAUUAUCCUUAUUCUCCCCUUGGAAUAUGUUUAUUGUUCUCAUAAUUGAUUUGUGUUGAUUUCACUGAUUUUAGUGUACAAAGUAUUUCUCUAAUACUUGUAGAAGAUGCUGUUUUAAUUGGCACUGUUUUAUAUAUAUAUAUAUAUAUAUAUAUAUAUAUAUAUAUAUAUAUAUAUAUAUAUAUAUAUAUAUAUAUAUAUAAUUAAACUGUAUAGAUAUAAAAUUUGAUCAUAGAAUAUAAAAAAAAAUAAUUUAGCAAUACAUUCAUUGUCACUGUCACUGCUUGAAAAUAUAUCUUUAUAUUUAUUUUUCACAGUUUUGCAAGUGUUACUAGCAUUUUUUUCUAGAAAUUUGGAAAGCUGAUCUAAGAGAAGUUAAACAUGGAUUUGAAUGGAUAGAGAAGACAAAGAUGCUUAGAAAUAAUCCAAGAUACACUCCGAAUCUGGUCAAAUCAAAAGAAAUAGGAUUUGUACAUGAAAUUACUUUGAUAGCAUGGAAAAAAAGUUCCGAAGCUUACCAAUAGUUUCUUUGAUUUUUUCUUUCCAGACACAUAUACCAAGUUUCAGAACAUAUAUUACAACUAUCAUGCAGCGAUAUCAGACAUCAUUUAUUAUGAAACAUUUUAUUCAUAAGAUAUGAUCAGAAUAAGUUAUUCUAACCUAAAAUCCUUAAAACACCUCUUUUAACAAACUUACUAAUUGAUUACAAUUCUACCUAGAGGUAUCGAUUAAGCUAACUAUUUCAAUAACACUUAUAUAUAUUUUUUUGUAAAAUUUGCUAUUAGAGAAAGUUGAUACGUAAACGACUAAACCAAGGUUAGAAUGAUAUCAUUUAUAUGAUCAGCUGAAGAGAAAUUUUUUCCAAUUAUUCAAGAGAUGCUUUGUACAAUAUAAUUAGUUAAGAGACUUGAAGAGUCUUCCAAUCAUACAUCUUUAAAGACCACAAUAAAUCACACGAAUUCAAAAAUGUCUAAACUACUCCAAGUCCCUAUUCAUAAACUUGACGUUGCUGCCGUUAUCCUAAAAAUUAUUCAUAAUAUUUUUUUGUUUUUGUUUGGUAUUUAUGGACGAUAUUAUGGAGAAUAACGGAGAGUUUCUUCAUUUUGUUUUUCUAUUUCUAUUUUUUCCUUUUUUUUUCUAUUGCUACGAAACUUGCUACGAACGGCCGAAGGAAAAAAAUAAAAUUUUAAUGUUGAGAGUUACAAACGGCAGACGAAGAUGUCAAACGGAAACUAUGAAUGCUUUUACGCAUUUUAAAGUUUUUAAUUUUGUAACAACAAACGUCAACGGCAAACGUAAAGUUGAGUUUAUGGAUCGGCCUUUACAGCGUAUGAAAUAGAAUAAUACAACUUUCUAAAUAAAAAUAUUAAUUUUUUUACUGCAAUUCAUAUGUGGAAAAAAUGGUUUCGAAUACAAUUUAUUCUCUAUUAAAAGUAAUUUCACAGUAACUAUAUCGAAAAAAAUACAUCUUCCACUAUAAAAUGUUGGAAAAGUCUAACGAUUAUGUCUUCGUCGAUUGCUUCAUAACUUGUAUCAGAGUAAACAUGUGUAUGUUAAUGUUAUGGCUGUUUCUUUUUUUUGCGUCGGCUGCAAGAUAGAGAGAGACAGUAUUGAUGUGUAAGAAUAUAGUUUUUAUUUCUGAUGGAUGCAACUAGAAAAAUUAAACAAAAUUUCCAAGGUAAAAAUUAUAGCUCAAUCCAUUUAUCAAUUUGAAAUAUAUUAGAAAGUUUGAUAAUUGAUACAGUCUGUUAUCAUUAACGUUUACUAGAACUAACAUUGAAUUAUGUUUAUAAUCGUUAAACUACAUUCAACUUAACCAGGUCAAUUAGACACUUCCUACUGGACCUUGAAUCAAUAGAUUACGCUGGUCUACAAAAAAAGUUGUAUCAUAAUCCGCUCUCAAAAAGUUGCAGUAUAACAAAAGCCUAGAUUAAAUAGAAAAGUAUAAGAAUUUUAAAACUUCACUCUUGAUUUGUCAAAUCAAAUUUCCAUUCAAGUCUUUCGAACUAAUAUAACUUCUGCUAUAUCUAUAAAGAUAAGAUAAAAGCUAUUUUAUGGUUAGAUUAUUAAUCUAUCGUUGAAUGACUUACUGGAGCUCUAGGUCUAGUGAGGUAUCAGUAUCUUAUUGCUAGAUUGAUUAGAUUCAGUGAAUAUACAGUAUUGGUUUAUUUUUUCGAACUUGCGUACACGCUAGAUGGAAAUGAUUUAAGUAAUCGUUCUGAAAAUUAGUAGUUGCCUUCUUUAUAGUAUUGUGCUGUAUAUGAAUCAGAUAUCGGAAUAUUAUUUUUCGUUUGACUCGUGUAAAAAAUUCAAUUUAUCUUUUUCUCUCCGAUUUCAGAUAAAAAAUGUAUAUGGGGUCGCUGAUACCAUCGGCUUUUUUUCAAAGAACUUCAAAAACUUUAAAGUGAAUACCUAAAUUUAUCAUACAAAUAAAUUAUAUUUUUUACUAUAUAAAAUUCAUGAAAAUCAUCGUGUGUCUUAAGUUUUGUUGAGUUAAAAUUAAACUAAGGCUCAAUGAUGGCAAGCUGUUUCAAUCGUGAAAUUCAAAUUGAGUUCUUUACAAAUUAUCCAUUCAAAACUAUCUAUUUUAUCGUUGAUAUAUUUCAUUCUAUUUUGUUAUGAAAAACGUUGGAGAAGUUGAGUAUGAAUUGCAUCUAUAAACAUGAAACAUUUGCAUGAAACGCUCUUUUAUAUGAAAUUUAUUGAAAAUUCUAAUUGCAGCAUAAUAAGCAGAAACAUUAAUAAUAAAUUCUAUAGUUAUAAUGUUUUAUAAAUCUAUACUUAAUUAUCAAAAUUGUACUGAAGAAUUCUACUCAUAAGAAACAUUAAAAAGUAUUUAACAUCGAAUUUAUUUGUAGAUAUAUUAAAUAAAUAUCGGAAUGGCGAGACAAAUAACAGGGUUUAAAAUAACUAAUUUCGCAGUAUUGAGCAAAUAUCAUAACGUAACAGUAUUUUUGGAAGUAAAAAACUCAAGAUUUUCAUUAAAGUGAUCAGAAUAAAAAUUCUUCUUACACGUUAACAGAGAAAACAUUUCCUGUCCAUCUCUCACUUCUUGAAGUCAACAUCCCAAUCGAGUGUCUAAAAACAGACACCGCUCAUUGUCAUUUUUUUGUGAGUCAGUAUGAAUCUAGUCAUGUUUGUUACUAUUUAAAAUAUUUUAUAAAUGUUGAUUAAUAUACGACAUUCCUAUUUCAA